Messenger RNA from Penaeus monodon (black tiger shrimp), 4015 nucleotides. It is a transcript of the gene SA1, whose product is annotated as cohesin subunit SA-2-like. Gene Ontology annotation, molecular function: chromatin binding. Gene Ontology annotation, biological process: sister chromatid cohesion. Gene Ontology annotation, cellular component: chromatin; nucleus; cohesin complex. Lineage: Eukaryota; Metazoa; Arthropoda; Malacostraca; Decapoda; Penaeidae. The record is from RefSeq and is a predicted model, not a curated record.
AAUGGAGCCUGAAGAGCAGGAUGAGGACAUGGACCAUGAUGCAGAGUCUGACAUAGAUGCCCAUGAGGAGGAGGACCAGCAACCAGCCCAGAAUUAUGAGCCAAUCCCAAGGUUGACAAUUUCCAUCCGUGGGAGAGGCCGAGGUCGCGGAAGAGGCAGGAUUGCUACCAUUAAAAAGAUUGGAGAUCAGAUUGUUGGAGAGCCACCACGCAAGAGAGGAAGACCUGGCAGAAAGCCUAUUACUGAGGUCAUGGCUGAAGAUGAACAGUCACUUUAUUUUAUUGUGAGAAAUGGAAGAACAGCCUUAGCGCAAGUGGUUGAUGAUUGGAUAGACUCUUACAAGGAUAACCGUGAUGGAGCACUACUACAGCUCAUGCAGUUCUUCAUCAAUGCUGCUGGUUGCAAGGGCAAGAUCACACCACAUAUGCAGGCUACCAUGGAACAUGCUGAGAUCAUCAGGCGAAUGACAGAGGAAUUUGAGGAGGAAAGCGGUGAGUAUCCAUUAAUCCAGAGCGGUCAACAGUGGAAGAAGUUUCGCAGUAACUUCUGCGAGUUUGUGCAGCUUUUGGUGAAACAGUGUCAGUACUCCAUUAUCUAUGACCAGUACCUUAUGGACAACGUCAUCUCUCUCCUCACUGGCCUCUCUGACUCCCAAGUCAGAGCUUUUCGACACACAGCAACACUCGCAGCCAUGAAAUUGAUGACGGCAUUGGUGGACGUUGCUCUGACGGUGUCUGUCAACCUUGAUAACACUCAGCGUCAGUAUGAGUCAGAGAGACAGAAGUCUCGUGAGAAACGUGCAUCUGACCGCCUUGAAUCGUUGAUGUCAAAAAGACAAGAACUGGAGGAAAACAUGGAUGAAAUCAAGAACAUGCUCACAUACAUGUUCAAGUCUGUCUUUGUUCAUAGAUACAGGGACACACUGCCUGAAAUCCGCUCCAUCUGUAUGGCAGAAAUUGGCUUGUGGAUGAAGAAAUUCCACCAAAACUUUUUGGAUGACUCGUACCUGAAAUAUAUUGGUUGGACACUUCAUGACAAAGUAGGUGAUGUGCGACUCAAAUGCUUACAAGCCCUCCAGCCCUUGUAUGCCAGUGAAGAACUCAAAGGGAAACUGGAACUCUUCACCAGCAAGUUCAAAGAUCGUAUUGUGGCCAUGACUCUGGAUAAGGAAUAUGAUGUUGCUGUUCAGGCAGUGAAACUGGUGAUCUCUAUUCUCAAAUAUCACAGGGAUAUUUUGACAGACAAAGACUGUGAACAUGUGUAUGAACUUGUGUACUCUUCCCAUCGUGCUGUUGCACAAGCAGCGGGAGAGUUCUUGAAUGAGCGUCUCUUCAUUCCUGAUGAUGAGGCUGUUGCUGCUCUAAGAACAAAGCGUGGCAAGAAGCGUAGACCUAACACUCCCCUCAUCAGAGAUUUGGUUCAAUUCUUCAUUGAGUCUGAGUUACAUGAGCAUGGAGCAUAUUUGGUGGAUUCUCUUAUUGAAAGCAAUGACAUGAUGAAAGACUGGGAGUGCAUGACAGAUCUCCUCCUGGAAGAACCUGGGCCCAUGGAAGAACCCUUAGAUGAUCGUCAAGAGACCAGUCUUAUAGAAAUCAUGGUUUGCUGCAUCAAGCAAGGAGCCACAGGGGAACCUCCUGUUGGUAGAGGCCCAACAAGGAAGCAAAUACUGUCAGCCAAAGAGGUUAAGCAAGUGAAUGAUGACAGAGCGAAGUUAACAGAACACUUAAUCCCAACAUUACCACAACUUCUGCACAAGUAUUUGGCUGACCCAGAGAAGGUAGCCAACCUCCUCCUCAUCCCUCAGUACUUUGACUUGGAAAUAUACACUACAAGCAGACAAGAGAAGAAUUUGGAUUUGCUCCUGAAGCUUAUUCAAGAAGUGGCUGAUAAGCAUAGUGACACUGAGGUAUUGGAAACAGCAGCAAAGACCUUAGAGAUCCUGUGUAAUGAUGACUACACUAUCUACUCCCGGUGUGACAUUGCAAGGUCCUCUCUCUUAGAUAUGGUGGUCAACAAGUACAAAGAAGCUAAUGAUGAAUACCUCACCCUUAUUGAUGGUGAGGAGGAACCUGAUGAAGAUGAAACCUUUGCUUUGGUAUCAUCUGUGAAGAAAGUGUCCAUCUUUUAUUCCUGCCACAACAUGGGCCCAUGCAAUAUUUGGGAUUCACUGUACAAAAACAUUAGCUAUGCUAUUGAUGGUAGUAAAUCUCUACCAGAGGAGGCAACAAAGUACUGCAUUUCUUCAUGCUUCUUUGGUGUAAUGUGGGAACUGCACCAAAUAGAAAUGGAUAAGCGGACUAUCACACAUGAUGCCGUUGAGGCUCUACGUACUCGUCUGCACCUGUUCUUGGAUGCAUGCAAACACCUAUUGGCUAACUCAAACAACCAAGUCUUCAGAGAGGAGGCUUAUGUGACUUUGUGUGAUCUUCUGAUUGUGUUCAGCCGUCAGUUGUUGGCCAAUGCACAUCUGGCUCCUCUUGUGUAUGUGCCAGACAGGGGCCUGCAGCAUCUCCUCAACCACUUCAUUCAAACCUAUGUAUUCAUUGAUGAUGAGGAUGAAGAACAAGAUGAACACGUCAAAAUUGAAGAACUCCACAAAAGACGUAACUUUCUUGCCACUUUUUGCAAGUUAAUUGUGUACAAUGUUCUGCCAACAAAGGUUGCUGCAGAUGUCUUCAAACAUUAUGUCAGAUAUUAUGAUGAUUAUGGUGAUAUCAUCAAGGCCACCUUGGGCAAAGCCCGUGAGAUCAAUAAGGUGAACUCUGCCAGAACCAUGGCAUUGGCCCUUACAAUGAUCUUCCGAGAACUUCACAAAGAUAAUGUGAGAAUCAACAGGCAGGGUGUAGACUUCAUUAGUCUCAAGGAACUGGCCAAACGAUUUGCAUUGUCCUUUGGUCUUGAUGCUGUGAAAAAUCGUGAGGCAAUUACUGCGCUUCACCGGGAAGGCAUUCUGUUUGCUGUUAACCCUCUUGAAAACCCUGCUGAUCCUACAGGACCUCCUCCCAACCUUGCUUUCUUGGAGAUAUUAACUGAAUUCACAAAUAAGCUCUUGAAACAGGACAAGAGAGUUGUGCUUGCAUACCUUGAUCGUCGCAUAGCUGCUGGUAUGCCAAGCUCAAGAGGGGAGGACUGGCAGCCAUUGCUUAUGUAUCGCAAUUCACUGGUGCAUGGAGAGGGUGAUCAGCCACCUCAGACAUCUAAGCGUGCCUACACCCGCAAGCGCAAACAUGGUUCCAAUCGAGGAAAAGGUCUCAGAGGAAAACAAGAAAGAAACCAUGCCUUGAAAUCCAAACAACGGUGACACGAAGUUCAUUGAGAUUAAGGAGAAAACCCACAAAUCCCAGUUUCCUGCCAUCAUCUCCAUCCUCAUCAAGUUCUGUUGUCAUUGAGGAGUUCAGUAGUCAGUCCAACAGGAGCAUUCCUUCUCAUCCUCUCUAUCGCUCAACACCACAGUUCCGCAGUGAGAUGAGUACUCCACGACCAGGUAGUUCUGCAUUUUAUAAACGUAAAUUCAGAGGAUUGUCACACAUUUCUUCAGACUCAGUAAGGCAAGACACCUUUGAGCCCCAGGCAAAGAGAGCUUGUAGGACAAGAAAACAAGCAGUUUCUGAUAGCUCAGAUCAAAGUGAUGAUUCAGGCAUUCUAGGACAGGAUGAAGAAAGUCCAGCAAGAUAAAGUGAAGCAAGAGAAGAGUAUUUUUUCAGUAUGCGUCCUUCAGAAAAUGUUCCUUUCAGUUCUCCGGUGGUUUAAAGUAUUUCAGCAUAGAACAUCUUUGUAUUUCCAAAUGAUUUUUUAAGAUUUGUCAUACUUCAUAAUUAAAACUUUAUUUGGCACAUGCCACUGUUGCUAGCCAUCAUUACAGGGUGACAUUUCAAGUUUAAACCAGAAGCUUCUAAUCACUAUUAUUUAAAUGUUCAAGAUUUCUUCUGUUAAUAAUUUUUGUUACUGUAAUUAAAUUGCUGUUGGUCUAGAUAUAAGUAAUCACUAUACUAUAUCUUAGUGCCCCCCCCCCCCC